AUGGCCACCACCAUCGUUGAUGAAUGGACACUCCCAUUGCUCAUGGAAAGCUUCAUGGGCAUCAAAUUCAUUGGAACUGGUCCCCAUGGUCGAGUAUACACCGCCUACGACAGAAGAAUAGACAAUUCGGUAGCAAUUAAAAGGCUGGAAGUCUCAACACCAGCACAAGGAGAGCGGUUGAAGCGCGAGGUUGCCGCCAUCAAGAAGGCUAGACAUCGCAACAUCGUUCCCAUCUUUUAUGCUCUUGUCCGACCCAAAAUUGCGCUGCUCGUCACGGCUCCCAAACCAGCCAACCUCCACUCAAUCUUGCCUCUACGAUACGAAAUGAGAGUGAAAAUAUCCACCUUCUACUGCUUGACCAUCCAGAUGCUCUCUGCCCUCACCUACCUCCAAGAAGAAGGCAUGUCUCACGGAAAUGUCAAGCCUACCAACAUCCUCGUCGAGACCAGCGGGCCAAGCUUCCACUUCCAGCUCACAGAUUUUGAGCUCUCCCAUCCCGCGACUAAGUCCGACAUACCAAACAAUUCUUUCAUCUACAAGGCCCCGGAGACGUACACCGAUACGUAUCCCCUCACCGUGAAGAAGGAUGUCUGGUCGCUCUUCGUGACAUUGGCCAUCGCCUGCGGCUGCCUGUCCGAGGCCGAGCUCUCUCGCAGAGGUCCCGCAUCAGUGGCCUGGGCGAUCGUCGAGGCGGGAGUGCAAAUGUCCGAGCUGGAGCCAAUGGCACAGCAGAAUCCGACUCUACGGGCAUCGGCAUCCGUCAUGUUCCACCAGCUGCGGCCCAAGGAGAGAGUCGGCUCACGGGGCGAAAUCGGAUAUCCAGAGGUCAGUCCCGAGUUUGUCGGCUUAUACGGCAGCGGUCGACUGGAGAAGGAUGCGAUUCCUUUCGGGCCCAGGGCAGAUAUGCGGUCACUGACUGGGCUUCUUGGAGUGGAAAUGGGACUGGGACUGGGACUGCCGUCGUUGACAGCUGCUGUGCCUGAGCAUGUACCUGAGCAAUACCAAUUCUUGCCGUCAGGUCUCGGUCUGUUUGAUGUGCCCACAUCCGCUACGAUCGAAGUUCCCAACCAAGGAAUGCCGCCCUCUUCACACAACGGGCAACUACAGCCACAGUCAGAUUAUGAGCAAUACCAACUUGAACUCAACCAGUAUGACCCAAUUGACCAGCGCUGCUUAGCCAGCUGCUGCAACUCCAACAUUCCUCGCUCCUCAUCCUGGACCUCUCCCUCCCAGCCUCUCAGCCCACACGCCCCAAGUUUCGUCCCCGUCAGCCCUCCCCUCGCCCCCACGACGCCGCAGCCGCUCCGUGAAUUGACACCGACCGAGGCGUGGGACAGAUGGGGCGUCUAUAAAGUUGAAACCACUCUCACCGUCACGGAAUAUCUGCGGCCGUACCCAAUGGCUUGCGACAGCCAGGAUGACCAGUACAUGGACGACGGAGACUUUGAAGAUUAUGAGUGGGAGGAUGAUGAAGAUGGAGAUUUUGUACCACGUUUUCCAUGGCAGUUGCCUCCAUUGUCAUUGUUACUUUAA
Messenger RNA from Trichoderma virens Gv29-8, 1533 nucleotides. RefSeq lists its product as uncharacterized. The transcript is spliced from 2 exons. Gene Ontology annotation, biological process: protein phosphorylation. Bases 1 to 1533 code for a protein of 510 amino acids. Lineage: Eukaryota; Fungi; Ascomycota; Sordariomycetes; Hypocreales; Hypocreaceae. Gene Ontology annotation, cellular component: cytoplasm. Gene Ontology annotation, molecular function: protein serine/threonine kinase activity; ATP binding. The record is from RefSeq and is a predicted model, not a curated record.